Haemonchus placei is the source of this 628-nucleotide messenger RNA. The record is from the annotation of a GenBank genome assembly. NCBI's taxonomy places the organism in Eukaryota, Metazoa, Nematoda, Chromadorea, Rhabditida, Trichostrongylidae.
GUUUGAUGUCACUGAAGCUCAGAUGUCCGUGAUUAUAGUGUUAAUCAUAACGAGCAUUUUCGGCAACUCCUUUUGGGAUACCACUCUAGUUAUGUUUUUUUUUACUAUAUCAGUCAGAACACAGUGUUCGCAGAUUGGCAGCUGGAAGUUGCGUCAUGUUGUUCUCUGUUCAUCUAUGAUAGGAUCAACAUACCAGAUUCUAGGCUACGUGAACGUGAUCAUUCACGGAGGUGUUGGGAAAAACGGAUCCACAAUUGCGGGUACCUCUGUCAUAUUUCCCCUUUUCCCGUUACUUAUGGUGGUUGUACCGUUCUGUAUGAUAUACUCUCGUGCCGAGACUGCCGUCUACGAUGAACAUAUAACUUUGUUUAUGUUAUGCUUCGGCGCCGUCGGUGCGAAAGCAACGAAUCGCCUCGUAAUUGCUCAUAUGAGCAAAAGUGAGCUGCGAUUAUGGGACUGGAUUUACAUUGGUCCAUUGCUGUUGAUGCUGAAUCAGUACUACAACACCAUGCUCGACGAACUGCUACUACUUCGAUUAGUUACGGUAUGCCUAAUUGCACAAAUUGGCUGCUUUCAUAGUUCGCCGGCCGGCCGGCCGGCGGACUAUGAAAGCAGCCAUUCGAUUUAA